Molecule: messenger RNA, 563 nt
Organism: Solanum dulcamara
Lineage: Eukaryota; Viridiplantae; Streptophyta; Magnoliopsida; Solanales; Solanaceae
Product: auxin-responsive protein SAUR68-like
Exons: 1
Coding region: 35-481 (148 amino acids)
Biological process (GO): response to auxin
Source: RefSeq, a predicted model, not a curated record
UUAAUUUCUUAUUUACUUUCUUCCCAAAAAAAAAAUGGCAAUGAUCAGUACCAAGGAACUCAUCAAAUUGGCUAGGAGAUGGCAAAAGUUUGCAGCCAUGCAGAGGAAGAGGAUUUCAUUUUCAAGAAAUGGUAGUGAUGUAGACGGUUGUAGUACAUCCUCAUUGUCUAUAGUUGAAAAAGGACAUUUUGUAGUAUAUACAGCUGAUCAAGCACGCUUUGUCAUUCCUUUGGCUUACCUUGAAAAUGAAGUCAUUAGGCAACUCUUGAACAUGUCUGAAGAAGAAUUUGGGCUUCAGAGUGGUGGUCCUAUUACAUUACCCUGUGAUUCAACAUUCAUGGACUACAUCGUUUCACUAAUCAAAAAAGGCGUAGAUGCAGGAGAUCUUCACAAAGCAUUGCUCCUCUCAAUUCCUUCAUGUUGCUGUUCAACUUCUUCUUUAAACCAACAAAGUGUAACUCAACAGAUUCUUGUUUAUUAAGUCAUAAAUCAACAUUCUUUUUGUACAUGUUAGCUCAAAUUUAGUUUUUUAGAGAGGACUCAGAUUAAAGAGUACACAAUUG